GGACAAUCCGGCGAGAGGCCUUACUCAUGCCAUCAUUGCGGGAAGAGAUUUGCCAGCAAACAAGCCGUCAACAGCCAUAUGCAGUUCCACAAACCGUAUCAUUGCCCAAAGUGUAAUAAGGGAUACUAUGCAAAGGAAGAGUUGGCAGAACACAUGGACACUCACAAUUCGGCGCAUGCUCCGAAGAUAAUGUACCAUUGUACCUACAUGGACUGCGAUAAGGAGUUUCCCACCCACCAAGGUCUUAGUAGGCAUAUGCAAGGACAUCCUCAAGAAAAGCCAUUUGAAUGUUCAGAAUGCCAUAAGGGCUUCGGUACUCAGAUCUAUCUAAAUGCUCAUAUGAAAUUACAUAGUAGAGAAGCUAAAUUUCAUUGCGCUGAGUGCGGCGAAGGUUUUUUUUCGAGAGGGUCACUUUGCUAGGCAUAUGGCUAAACACAAGGGACAGAAGCUCUUUCAGUGUCCUGUUUGUCAUAAAGAGUAUAUUUCAAAGGGUCAGUUUGAUCUUCACAUGAAAACACACAUUAAAAAUGGGGAACUGAAUUACGAAUGUUCCCAAUGUGGUAAGUCAUAUCCGUAUGAGGAUUUAACUGAACUUGGAAGUGAGGGGCCGCAUCAGUGUAUUGAGUGUGAUAAAGGGAUUCUCAAAGUCCAACAUAUUUCCUCCUACAAGAAAGUAAAUGUUUUUCGAUGUCCUCACUGCUAUGAAAGGUUUUUGAAGGUCGUGGAUCUAACGAAACAUGUCGUCGAGGUUCACCCUGAAAGCGAAUGCCAUCCGUGCCCCGAGUGUGAUAAGACGUUCCCACUGAAACUAAAGCUGGCAGUCCACAUGCAAGUCCACAGAAAAGAGAAACAGGACUGUCCUUUAUGCGGCAUGGUGCUAGGUUCCAAACGGGCUCUCAAGGGUCACUUACGCAUGCACCAGGGAGAACGGAAGUACAAAUGCUCCCUGUGUGACAAGACUUACCUUCAUUUACAGUCUCUAAAAAACCAUGUCGUUACACAUAAUGGAAUGAAGCAGUUUAAGUGCGCUCUUUGCGACAAAGCCUUUUCACAUGAGAGUACUCUGAGGCACCAUGAGAAGAAGCAUACAGCCGUUAGACCUCGAAGAAGGAUACAGAAACCGAAACCAUCUCUGUUCCAGGAGACGAGAGAAGUUAGUGAAGAACAAGAUACUUUUCCUGGGAAAGACCUCCAGGAGAGGCAGGAGCACCACGUACAUGAACCUGGUGAGAGUAACCCUAUUUUAAAAGUAUGUCAGGUGAGAAUGACGGCCCCACAUCGGUCUCAAAGAAUCUGCAGAGUGUUCUCAAAGAAACUUCCUCUGUGUCUCUGUGCGAAAGAGAUGAACCGAACAGUGGUAGGUUAGAAUAUGAUGGGAACCCUUCAUUUCAGAAAGAGGGUUUACAGACAGAUGACACCAUACCUCUUACAGGUCAUCCUGGUGAGGGACCCCAUUCCUGCCAUAAAUGUGGGAAGAGAUU
Molecule: messenger RNA, 1481 nt
Organism: Strongylocentrotus purpuratus (purple sea urchin)
Lineage: Eukaryota; Metazoa; Echinodermata; Echinoidea; Camarodonta; Strongylocentrotidae
Product: zinc finger protein 782-like
Exons: 1
Coding region: 425-1366 (313 amino acids)
Biological process (GO): regulation of transcription by RNA polymerase II
Cellular component (GO): nucleus
Molecular function (GO): DNA-binding transcription factor activity, RNA polymerase II-specific; RNA polymerase II transcription regulatory region sequence-specific DNA binding
Source: RefSeq, a predicted model, not a curated record